AUGAGCAGCCUACCGUACACGGACGGCUUCAGCUUUCCCCAUCCAGAGUCCGCAGAACGCACCACUCCUUUCGCAGGUAGCGAUGCCAUACCAAUCGACCCCGCGCUGAAUGCGCCGCAAUUUGACCCGGCGUUGAUGGGCAUGAACGGGGGUGUCGCGGAUGUGCAGUCCGUCCGUGCCCAUCCCUCCUUUCAUCGUUUUCCCUUUCCGCCGCCAAGGCAGUAUUCACAGGGACCGCAGGGCGACCCGUUUGCACCCCAGCCUUCGCCUGCUUAUUAUCAAGUCGAAGAGCCACCGCCCCCGCCACUAAGGCCAUCCAAGAAGAAGCGGCAGCCUCGCCGUGAAGAGGAAUGUGGAUACUGUCAGGGAGACGAUGCAAAAAAUAAAGACGGUGUGCCAGAGAUGAUGGUUUCUUGUGCGGAUUGUCGCCGCAGUGGACAUCCCAGUUGCAUGGACUUGUCAGAUAUUGGCGAGGUCAUGCGUUCAUACGACUGGAAAUGCGCGGAAUGCAAGAACUGCGAAGUGUGCCAUGAGAAGGAAGGCGAUAAUCGUAUGGUAUUCUGUGACUACUGUGAUAGAGGUUGGCAUAUGGAUUGUCUGGACCCUGCGCUGGUAGAAACACCCCCGGGAAGAUGGCAUUGCCCACUCUGUCCUCCUCUCAUGCCUCCACCUGUCCAUGCAUCUGCAUCUGCACCAGAAUACCAAUCGCCUCCCUACGACGAGGUCGACGAAGUUAUCGACCCGCAGCUCCGCCAAGCAUCUGUAGCAUCCACCUCUCAUAUACCCGACUACGACCAUCCUGACCACGGUCACCCUACGCGUCAGGCUCCACACGAAGUCAUCGUCGUGUCAGAAUCGGACGACUCCGACGAAGAUGUGGUCGUGGAGGUAGACAACGACGAUCCGCCGACCACGAAGAGGAGUCAUAAGAAGAGCAAGAGCCGCUGGAAGGGCAAGGGACUGAUGCUCAACGAGCCAGACGAGGCUGACGCGACGCUCUCUGUGCCGCGUGCGGUCAAGCGCAUGCGCCUCCGCCUCAGCUCUCCGGUCCCACCGGGGUCUCCUGCCAAGGCCAUGCCCGUCAUCCGACUGCGCCUUCCACCCCGGGGUAAAGGGAAAGCGCGUGAGGAAGAACCUGAAGAGCCUAAAUCUGGCAUGUUUGACGAGUUCUUGAACCCUGAAGAUCGGGAUACCACGAGCACAUCCAUCACAAACGGCGACAAGCAGCGUUUCGAGAGGAGUAGGGUUACGGCGGAGGAAAAGCUCUUUCCUAGGCCAACCCUGCCGGACAUACCAGAGACGGCUGGAGCAGGUCCGUCCAGCCGACCAUUGCGCUCAGCUACACAAAUCUCUGUAGUACCGAUAGCCAGGGUCACACCCGAGCCGUCACAUUCGCCCAGUGUGUCAACGCCUGGUCCGGCACCGCCGAAACCUCCGAACGGCCUGAGAAUCCAGCGGAUACGCUUCGGUGACUACGAUAUCGAGACGUGGUACGACGCGCCGUUUCCAGAGGAGUAUGCGAGCAUACCUGACGGACGCCUAUGGUUGUGCGAGUUCUGCCUCAAGUACAUGAAGAGUCGAUUUGGCGCGGGGCGACACCAGAUGAAGUGCAAGAUGCGGCACCCGCCCGGUGACGAAAUCUAUCGCGACGGCGCGACUUCCAUCUUUGAGGUCGACGGGCGGAAAAACAAAAUUUACUGCCAGAACCUGUGUCUACUAUCCAAGAUGUUUCUCGAUCACAAGUCGCUUUUCUACGACGUCGAGCCGUUCCUCUUCUACGUCAUAACUGAGGUAGACGAGGUGGGCGCCCACUUUGUCGGGUACUUCAGCAAGGAGAAGCAGAGCCCCAAAGACUAUAAUGUCAGUUGCAUCAUGACGCUGCCCGUGCGCCAACGACAGGGAUGGGGGAAUUUGCUCAUCGAUUUUAGCUAUCUGUUGUCGAAGAAGGAGGGAAGGGCUGGUUCACCGGAGAAGCCACUCUCUGCUCUUGGCGCUCUAGGAUACAGGAAUUACUGGACACUUUCCCUUAUGCGAUAUCUUCGCGCGGCACCGCCGAACCCCCGCUUGGAAGAUAUCAGCGCCGCCACUUCGAUGACUAUCGAAGAUAUACAUUCCACUCUCGUGCACCUCAACAUGAUCCGAGUUGACGUUGCAGCGACUCCCAUGAGACCGCUUCCCGGUCAGAGCAUCAGGUUCCCGAAGGGCCGCAAGAAUGGGAUAGCGCGGAAGCACCUGCAACGCACCCAGACGCAGGACGACGAGAAGAUUAAGGGCCCAUUCGUGCCUCCAAAAGAGUAUAUGAUACAUUGGGACCCGGAGGAGGUCGCGCAGUACCUAGCGAGAUGGGAGGCUAAGAACUACCUAAUGCUCAAGCCGGAGAAGCUGAAGUGGAGCCCGUUGAUCCUCACGCGCACGCGGCGACCGGAGCACCUGCCGGCGAACGAAACAGAGAGCGCGGACGUGGUUGAAACCCCGGUGACCGCGACGGGCGCUGCCGAGUGGGACGCAACGCCUGGCCUCGAUGCGCCGCUAACCCCUCGACCCGGGAAGUCCGUGGAUCCACCGAGCAUCAUGGACGCUACCAGGUCGCCGGCGCUCGCGCUGUUUGACGACGACAACGUCGUCGUCGUGACCCCGGGUACCCAGAACACUCCUGCAAAGAUCACCGAGAAGCCUUUGGCGCGGUCUCCGAGUGUUGAUCCCCCGCAUGCGAUGCAACUGGAGCAGGAUAGAGCCUUGGCUCUCAAGAUGGCCAAGGAGCAGUUUGCGUCGAAUCGACGCCUGCGAAGUCGGGAUAUGUCAUAUGACCUCCCUAAGCUGGACACAACGAAGACAGGCCCAGAACCCUCUCCUUCUCUGCGGAAGGGGCGCUCUACCCGAGCCACGACGAGCAAUGGCACGAGAAUUAACGGUCAAUCCAGCGCAGACCAUACGAUGGAGGACGCCGCCUCCCCUGCUAGGCUUGCGCGCAACGGGAUGCGGCCGAUGCGCGAAUUGCGCUCGAGAUCGAAUGCAACCCAAGACGCGAAGAGGCCUACGUCGGCGCCAAGAUCCGUGUCUCCCCGCAAGCGUCGGCGGGUGGAGUCUGCGUCUGAGAUGGAGACGCUCCCCACGCCCUUGCCCCUGCGCCGUAGUGUUCGCCACGCACCUGAGAAUGUUGACACGCCUUCCAGGUGCACCCGAAGUCAACACAAACCUCUACGGCUUGCGAACGGCAGCUCACCACAUAGUCCUGGCUCAUGUCCACCAUCUGCAUCAUCAUUGUCCUCGUUGUCUGGACCAAGCGAAUUUCCUGCGCUCGAGAUAGAACCGCUCGAUAAUGGCGAGGACGUCAACAUGGCAGACAACGUGGAUGAACGUCAGCAAGAGGUACCGCAGGAACCGACUCAGAUGGGGGAUGCUGUUGUGGAUGCGCCUGCGGAGGACGACAUGAAGUAUGAGGAUGUAGACACUCCAUUCACAGCGGUGACAGGCCAGCACAGCGUUCCCAGUGACGACACGGCGGUGAUGAUGGAGGAGUCGGGAGCAGAGGCGAAUAAGUUGUCUCCGGCUGGACAACCGAUAGACCUGCUGGUUUCUGACGCACCCGAGGAGGCUCUGCAGGUUGAUGGGGAUGAUAUCACUCAGCUCGACGCUGGUGGGGAUGAGGAUGCGGAGGGCGAAGAGGAUGUGGACGCAGAAGGUGAACCCGACGAGGAUGUGUGA
This is a messenger RNA of Sparassis crispa, 3705 nucleotides long. RefSeq lists its product as hypothetical. Gene Ontology annotation, molecular function: histone acetyltransferase activity. Lineage: Eukaryota; Fungi; Basidiomycota; Agaricomycetes; Polyporales; Sparassidaceae. Gene Ontology annotation, biological process: regulation of DNA-templated transcription. The record is from RefSeq and is a predicted model, not a curated record. The transcript is spliced from 9 exons. Bases 1 to 3705 code for a protein of 1234 amino acids.